Chrysoperla carnea is the source of this 683-nucleotide messenger RNA. RefSeq lists its product as uncharacterized. Gene Ontology annotation, cellular component: extracellular region. Gene Ontology annotation, biological process: defense response to bacterium. Lineage: Eukaryota; Metazoa; Arthropoda; Insecta; Neuroptera; Chrysopidae. The coding region runs from base 186 to 653 and encodes 155 amino acids. The transcript has 3 exons. The record is from RefSeq and is a predicted model, not a curated record.
GCAAUAAUGCGCAGUCGAUCGCCGGUGUCUCUAGAAGUGUUUGUUACAGCUUUAAAUGUGUACAAUCUUUUUUGUUUGAGUUGAUUUCUUGGAAGUUAAAAUAGUUUGUUUUUAUAAUAAGAAUUAGAAAAUUAUUAGUUCUUAAAUAAAUUCAAAAAAUCUUAUCAUAUCGAGAUAACAAUAAAAUGUCAGAUAAAAAACUGCAAAUGAACACACCAUUGCAACCAUCAACUUGCAACAAUCUGAAUUUGGGAAAAUGCCCCGCAAAACAAACACCGACUUCGCCACCAUUUGACCUAUCACAAACCGGUAAUCAUUUGAAUAUUGGCAAGACGUUUCCAAAUGUUGUUCAAAAUGGUCCACAUCAUGUAGACGCACAGGCUUAUGGGAAAAUUCCUCUAACACAACAAACACCACCUGGGGUUGGAGGUGGAUUACAAUACAGACACGAUUUUGGACACAGUGCAUCCGUAAAUGUUGAUCACGUGAAGGAUUGGGGUACAACGGUUCAAGCUCAGGCUAACGCAAGAUUAUUUCAGAGUAGAGAUCGAACCGCAAAUUUGGAUUUAGGAGCAGGAGCUCGACAACAUUUUGGACCACGGCCAAGUCCUAUGCAAGGACAAGUAAUGCUUGGUUUCACAAAAAAAUUUUAAAAAGAUAAUUUCCAUUUUUUAUAUUGUUAG